Molecule: messenger RNA, 1147 nt
Organism: Schistosoma intercalatum
Lineage: Eukaryota; Metazoa; Platyhelminthes; Trematoda; Strigeidida; Schistosomatidae
Source: the annotation of a GenBank genome assembly
GUAAAAUACGUAUAUUCUGGUGGUUUAUUGUUUGCAUGGCUCAGAGGAUAAUACGUAACAAACGACCAAUUCAAAGGUGACGUUACACAACGAUGGUAGUUAAAAUUACCAAGGAGGAUGAAAGACUCUUGGAAGAAUACAGUCAAGCAGCUUCUAAAAGUUCUGAGAAGCUAGUUUACGUUAACGCAAUUAUGAUAUCUUCGAUUCCUAUCUGGUUAUUUUGGGGCGUUCACAAAAUGCCUCUGAUAGCUAAUUCAUUCUUGUAUGUAAUCAUUUCACUGGCCUCAACCUUCCUCAUAUCUAUCGCAUACAAAAAUUCAAAAACGCCUUUGAUGGAAAAGAUUGCUAUCCGUCGAACCGAAGCAAUUACCAAAGAAGUCAAUAACGAAGCUGGUAAAGACAAAAAGUUGUCGAAGAAGAACAGAGAGGAUGUUGUCCGUGAACGAACUAAAAAGGUUGCUGAUUACGAAUCUACGACUUUCUCAAUAUUUUACAAUAAUUGUCUAUUUCUCCUAGUCUUACUGUUACUUUCUGCCGUCCUUCAUCAUUUCUCGAAUCAAGUUUAUAAACAGAUGAAUUAUUAGGUUGUCCAACAUCUGAUCAAUCCCACUAGUCAUUUCACAUGAAAAGUUUUAGCUUGCUAACAAUUUUACAAUUAUUUGACAACAUACUCUGUUUUUGACCGCAGUAAGUCUAAAGGUGUUUACUUAACGGAAUAUACUAUGAUACUUAACGUUCGUUUAAAACGUGAAAGACCACUAGCUUGUUUUUCUUUGCUUUUUCAUCUCAACCUUCAUUUGGGGUAGUUGUAAAAUGAAACCCAGUUUCAAAGUUUGCUUGGUGUUUCAUAAUAUCAAUCACAAGGCAAUCCCAUUACCAAAGUAAUUUACGUAUGACGAGAUGUAGUUUUAAUGUUUUCCAUUUCCUUAACUAAUAAAUUAGGAAUUACUCUGUAUCGAUGUUACUCGCUGCCGGCGCAACUGCUUUCUUGUCAUCCGGGAAAGGAUCAUUUUGAUUCCAUUAGUAAUAUACGCUUUUCGAAAUGCUUGCCUUCUAAAGUCGAUUGUGAAAGUAAUUUGAUCAAUGUUAGUAAAAGUUUUAUUAAUGUUGUGUAUAUGUAAAUUAUCAAGAUUUCAUUGCAUUAGAA